GACGAGGCUCAUAUCGUAAUCGUGAGGGGAGCCGAAUCGGCAAUACUCGCGAUACACGAUGGAACAGAAUUCCGAAUGGUACUACCAGAGGUGUUGCGGGAGAAAAGCCGUGCGAGUGUAUCGCGAAGCCGCAAGCGAAGUCAGCAUAACACAGAUUCGUAGAACAUCGGAUGAUGCGGCUCAGGCAAUGACGAGAUGUUCGCUUCGAUCGUUCAUCGUAUUCAAAUGAGAAUGUACGGGCAUGCCUCCCGUUAAGAAAACAUUGGCGGAAGAACAACAGAGGCAGCUCGUGAUGUCUCGGAAUCAUCGACAACCUUGGAAUGCUUCGAGUCUUCCACCGGUCCUACACAGUUCUCCAAAUCAGUUUCGGUCACUGUAUACGCUAAUACCAUCGACGUUGUGUGUGGGGCUUGGUCAUCUGAUUUCUGAUAAUAAAGAAGCUCAGGAGAGACUCGGGCUGUGUAAUGAUUACACCCUGCAUCUCAGGGUUACGGUCAAACGAAACACUUCAGUUCACAACGAUGAUGGUUCGCGGGCUUCUGCGACUGCGACCAAAAACAGUAUAGCCUGGUCCUGUGCGCAUUUCCGAAUUGGUGCUGAUGUUGGAUAUCGAUUUUGCGUCGUCGUAUAAUUGUCAGAGUAUGCUGUGCACAACAGAAAGAUGGGUCGCCUUCCGACGCACUCCCUGGCUGCUUGGAACCGUUCACGCAGGAUCAUAUCCUGGAGUCGGGAUUCAUAAACGCUGUCGAAC
Messenger RNA from Dissoconium aciculare CBS 342.82, 751 nucleotides. RefSeq lists its product as uncharacterized. The record is from RefSeq and is a predicted model, not a curated record. The transcript has 2 exons. Bases 242 to 631 code for a protein of 129 amino acids. Lineage: Eukaryota; Fungi; Ascomycota; Dothideomycetes; Mycosphaerellales; Dissoconiaceae.